Messenger RNA from Neopsephotus bourkii (Bourke's parrot), 1114 nucleotides. RefSeq names its product BH3 interacting domain death agonist (gene BID). Gene Ontology annotation, cellular component: cytosol; mitochondrion; cytoplasm. Gene Ontology annotation, biological process: apoptotic mitochondrial changes; positive regulation of intrinsic apoptotic signaling pathway; positive regulation of release of cytochrome c from mitochondria. The record is from RefSeq and is a predicted model, not a curated record. NCBI's taxonomy places the organism in Eukaryota, Metazoa, Chordata, Aves, Psittaciformes, Psittacidae. The transcript has 5 exons. Bases 85 to 648 code for a protein of 187 amino acids.
CAUCCUUUUCUUUCUGUUUUGCAGGGCAGGGACUUCUAGUCUGAAGCAGAGGGUGAAAAGAGCUGCGCUGUCUCUGAAUCCAUCAUGGAACAGAUCAAUGGAUCUGUCCAGAUGGAGCAUACACUGCUGUACACCUUCCUGGAGGUAUCCCCUGACUGUAAGUUCAGGGAGCAACUGCAUUCCCUGCAGAAAGAGUGGUUUCAAUGGCAAUGUGACUACUCCUAUGAUGAUGCAGAACUUCAGACUGAUGGCAAUCAGAGCGGGCAAAUGCGGAACGGUGAGCCAGUGUUUGACCCUCGGGUGCAUGACGAAGUUGUCCGGCUCAUUGCUGCUCAGCUCGCUGAGGCUGGAGACAAGUUUGAUAAAGAAAUCAAAGCAAGAGUAGUAAAUGAUCUAGUGCAGCACUUUCUGAAUGAGAAUCUCUCUCGAGAGGAGAUAACCCGGCUCAUGUCGGAGGCAGUGGAAGGACUUGCACAAGCCAUCCCCUCAGACAUGGAGCAGGAGAAAGCCAUGUUGGUGCUAGCAAUGGUCUUAACUAAAAAAAUCGCCAAUACAAUGCCCUCCCUUCUGCAUCGUGUCUUCAACACCACUGUGAACUACAUCAGCCAGCAGUUUCACAACUACAUUGCCAGAAUGAUGCGCGAGUGAGCUCUCCAGCCCUCCAUGUGGAGAAUGUGCAUUCCUGAAGACUUUUUACUUCUCUUCAUGUAUGCCAAUCACUUUCUGCUCUUACAUAAGAUACAGCUGUGAAAGGAAAGGCAGAGCUUCAGUAGGUAGGCUUUUGUAGAGUAGCACAGCACUGAUGGUAGCGCCAGCUCUGCCGUGCCUGUAAGGAGUAGUGCUUGCCCUCUCUCAUCUUAAAAUAGGGUGUUUUCUUUUAUUUCUUAGCAGUAGCAGACUUCAUGCAGACCCUGGCUUCUGCCUCUAGAGGAAAUGCUGUGGGCACAGAGCCUGCCCUCUCAGUAGUUUGUUUUCUAAUCAGCUGUGGCAUUUUCCUUAGUUGUUCUCUUCCCACCCCUGCUCCUGGUGCUGCAGCUGAGCCAAGAGUGUUAACUGCUCCCAGGAAGGCCUCAGGCUGUAGAAUGGGUGAUUGAUCAGUGCAGGCCAUGGAGGG